GCCUUUUGAGUCGUCUUCUUGCAGCAAAGUAGAUUCCGCGGCAAAUCACAAACACCAAUCGGAAUAAUCACACAACAAAUUGUUAUCAGGAGGAGAAGACGAUAGAUAGAGAGAGAGAGAGAGAGAGGAAGGAGAGAUCUUCAAUGGCGGAUUCGAACGCAGAUAAGCCACUGAGAAAAAUCUCAACCGCUUUCAAAGAACUAGCGGUCAUCGUGAAUUCACCGAGUCCGGAAGUUCCUGUAGCGCAAUUCUCUCACGCUUGCUCUCUGGUCUCUCCUCUCUUUGGUUGCCUUGGAAUAGCUUUUAAGUUUGCGGAAAUGGACUAUGUUGCCAAGGUUGAUGAUCUUGUGAGGGCGUCGAGUUCGAUAUCGACAUUAGUGGUAAUGAUGGACAAAGAUAUUGAGGCAGAUUGUGUAAGGAAAGCUGGUAGUCAUACUAGAAACCUUUUGAGGGUUAAGCGUGGUCUUGACAUGGUUAAGGUUCUCUUUGAACAGAUCAUAGCUUCCGAAGGAGAUAACUCCUUGAAGGAUCCAGCAACUAAGUCUUAUGCUCAAGUGUUUGCUCCCCACCAUGGAUGGGCUAUACGGAAAGCUGUUUCUCUUGGGAUGUACGCUCUUCCCACAAGGGCUCACCUACUUAAUAUGCUCAAAGAGGAUGAGGCGGCGGCUAAGAUACAUAUGCAAAGCUAUGUCAAUUCAUCGGCACCAUUAAUCACAUAUCUUGAUAAUCUAUUCCUCUCCAAGCAACUCGGUAUUGAUUGGUGAAGAGCCUGAAAAGACUUAUUAUUAUUAUUAUCACUCUUUAGACAAGAAUAACCUCUGUGCUCAUCAAGUCAUGUAGUGUCAUAACAACAGCGACGAAAUACAUUAUGAAUAAAUUGAUUUAUCUCUU
This is a messenger RNA of Arabidopsis arenosa, 891 nucleotides long. The record is from the annotation of a GenBank genome assembly. NCBI's taxonomy places the organism in Eukaryota, Viridiplantae, Streptophyta, Magnoliopsida, Brassicales, Brassicaceae.